Babesia bigemina is the source of this 579-nucleotide messenger RNA. RefSeq names its product ubiquitin-conjugating enzyme subunit, putative. Gene Ontology annotation, molecular function: ubiquitin conjugating enzyme activity. The coding region runs from base 1 to 579 and encodes 192 amino acids. Gene Ontology annotation, cellular component: nucleus. NCBI's taxonomy places the organism in Eukaryota, Apicomplexa, Aconoidasida, Piroplasmida, Babesiidae. Gene Ontology annotation, biological process: ubiquitin-dependent protein catabolic process; protein polyubiquitination. The record is from RefSeq and is a predicted model, not a curated record. The transcript is spliced from 5 exons.
AUGAAAAAGAACGCCGCCGUAUCCAGUGUGCGCAAACAAAAUGACUUCACGAAGCUGCUCAUGGCAGGGUACGACCUGGAACUGGUCAACGGGAGCAUGCAGGAAUUCAACGUCACGUUCCACGGGCCGAUAGGCACUCUGUACGAAGACGGGGUCUGGAAGGUCCACGUCACCCUGCCCGACGACUACCCCUUCGCCUCGCCGUCCAUCGGUUUCCUGAACAAGAUGUUGCACCCUAAUGUAGACGAGUCAAGCGGCUCCGUGUGUCUGGAUGUCAUAAACGAAACGUGGACGCCAAUUUACAGCCUCGUGAACGUGUUUGACACCUUUCUCCCCCAGCUCCUAACCUACCCGAACCCCAGCGACCCGCUGAAUAACGAGGCCGCGGCGCUCCUCAUGGCGGACAAGUCCUCCUACGAGAAGAAAGUACGAGAACACGUCAAGAAGCACGCCAGCAAGGAGGAGUGGACCAAGGCUCGCGCCAGCACGACGGCCACCGAAGAGAAGUCCGCGCCCGAAAUGGAGGACGAUGAAUCUGUCACAAGCGACCUCGACGACGCGGAGUACGAUAACUUUUAA